GUUAAUACUACUGUCUAUUGUCUUUAUACUUGCAUUGUUAAUACUACUGCCUAUAGUCUUCAUACCUUCAUUGUUAAUACUACUGUCUAUUGUCUUUAUACUUUCACUGUUAAUACUACUGCCUAUUGUCCUGAUACUUUCACUGUUAAUACUACUGCCUAUUGUCCUGAUACUUUCAUUGUUAAUACUACUGCCUAUUGUCCUGAUACUUUCAUUGUUAACACUACUGUCUAUUGUCUUUAUACCUUCAUUGUUAAUACUACUGCCUAUUGUGCUGAUACUUUCAAUGUUAAUACUACU
Molecule: messenger RNA, 300 nt
Organism: Lottia gigantea (owl limpet)
Lineage: Eukaryota; Metazoa; Mollusca; Gastropoda; Lottiidae
Exons: 1
Source: RefSeq, a predicted model, not a curated record